Messenger RNA from Planococcus citri (citrus mealybug), 2976 nucleotides. RefSeq lists its product as uncharacterized. Bases 815 to 2266 code for a protein of 483 amino acids. The transcript is spliced from 5 exons. The record is from RefSeq and is a predicted model, not a curated record. NCBI's taxonomy places the organism in Eukaryota, Metazoa, Arthropoda, Insecta, Hemiptera, Pseudococcidae.
ACUGCAAUUACAAUCACAGAUAAAUAUUAUAAGAAUGGUAAGAAACGCUUCGAUUUUCUGUCCAUUGAAAGCAGUGUUGCCACUUUACCACAUGUAAAAAAAUCAGCUUCCCAGGUAUCAGACAAAAAAAAUCACAGUUUUUUGCGGUUUUCUCAGAAAAUGAAAAUUGGCGUUUAGGAGGUUUUGAAAUUCGAUGGUUCGUUUGAAGUUUCUCAUUUUAUUUUGAUUUCUAUGAUUUGUCUCCUCUCAUUAAUAAUUAAUCGGUUGUUCAUUUUUUUUCAUUAAAAGUACAUAAGUGAUGGUGACAAGUUGAUUAUUAAUCUAGUCAGUUUGCGUGGUGUUUUAACUCGAUUUCAUUGAUUAAUUCGGCUCAUCGGAGCUGCUUCAUUAUGAUCUUUCUUCUUAUCAGUGAAAGCACGCGUAUUUGUGGUAAAAUUAAUAAAUUUGCGAAUAUCCGAACACUAUCUUCGACUUAAAGAGCUCGACAAUAUAGCAUCGUUAACGAUUAAACAUUCCAACAUAUCUCAUUGCUGGUCUUAUCUGAGUGAAAUGUAAUACCUAAAGUGUUUAUGCUUCGUAACUUGAAUACGUACGUAGUUGUGGCUAAACAGAUGGUUCGAAUUUACAUGUUAAAAAUCAACUUGUAAUCGAACGAUUGCUACUAAUCGCAUAGGUUUUAGGCGAUUUCCAUGUACAAACGUUCCAUUACGGAUUUCUGAUUGAUUUAUGUGUUCUAAAUCAUGAUGUGUUUUCGUUGUCGUGUAAGAUCGAUACGAACCUUGAAUUGGAAUUGAUUUAAACAUGAUGCCGAACUAUGUGUAUACAAGAUAGAGAGGUUGUAAGUGCACCAUGCGUCGGUACUAUGGAAGCGAAAGAUGUGAACGGAGCAUCUAUACCGGCUACUGAAAUAAAAACCGAGAUAAAGACAGAAAUAAAAUCCGAAAUUAACGACGCUUCGCCUUCGAAUGGUAUAUUGAGCCCACCUACAACGCCUUCGACUACUACACCUUCUGAAAAUGAUUACGCUCCGAAUGGACCUAAUUCAGGGAGAUUUAAGUUUUUUAAAGAUGGCAAAGUUAUUCUCGAACUUUGGCAUCAUAAAAAUGGAGAAAGGAUGUUCUGGAUACCAGUGUCAAAAAAUUCCACAUUUUGGCCUCCAACUGGCCAUUGCACUCCUCGUCAAGAAAGUUCUACCUCAUUAAGUGUUUCUGAUGAUAAUUCAUCGAUUCAGUCCUCUCCGUGGCAGCGAGACCAUUGCUGGAAGCAAACGGUACCUAGAAAAAAUGUAAACCGUGGAUUAGAAUUCUCAUGGGUUGCCCGUAAACGUAAAAUGAGAUUUUCAUCGUUAACAAUUCGUCGUAAAAGGCGAAGACCUUACGAUGUGAUAAAAAUCGAAUCGGAUGAAUUGUUCAAGGAGGAUAGUUCGUCGCGUAAAUUCGGCUCGAAUAUAAGGAGAAAAUUAAUCGAUAUUAUUCAAAAAUUAUCAGAGCGUAGAAGUUACGAAAACGCGACCAGUUCGUGUCGCACAGAUCCCGGCAUCGUAUCGCCUCGCAAACGAAUUCUCAAAGAAUUCGAAAAAGUAUCAUUAGAAGAGAUGGGUAACACCAGUAAGAAGCAUCGAGCUCGAACUGUUGCUUCAAGCGCCUCGGCCAGCACUGUAAGCGUAUUUUCCGGGAGCGUUUCGAGUCCUGUUGCUAACGCAUCGGUCACUGCCAUUUCUAGUAAACCUGCAAAUAAUCACAGUAUUACUUCGAUCCUGUCGAGAGACGAGGAGCCGUCUUUUUUGCGCAAUUUAUUAAAGUCUCCGAACGAGUCGUCGUCCGAAUCGAAAAGCUCAUUUACCGCCGAAUCGCCAUCCAGCGCUGAUAUUCGAAUCGCUCCCUCUCGUCCCAGUCAUUGCUCUACUCCAAUAUCUGCCUCCCUUUCACCGCCGUAUCCUAAAAAUUUACACUGUCCUCAGCCCAUUCCUUCGUAUAUUCCGCCUACGUAUUUAUAUCAUUCUACUCAACCAUUUCUCACUUCGCCUCCGAUAUCCAAUCAUCCUCCUUAUUACAGCGCUUUCUCUUCGACAUAUCCCGAUCCUUCUGUGUGGUCAAUGCCUUCCGUAUCUAGUCUUCCUAGGCAAUCUGUUUAUCCGGCGGCCAACGUACCAUCGUAUCCACCGAUAAGCCUUUCACCGUACGUACCCGUUGCCCAUUCAUCUUUCCAAAGUUACUCAGUUACGGAAAAUGGAAGUGAUGCUCCAUUAAAUUUAUCAAAACAUUGAAAGCAAUAAGUCAGUGUAACAUUUUUAUAAUUGAACAGAAACUUCGUGCCUUUCUCUCUCUCUCUCUCUUUUUUUACAAAUCAUUUUUAAAUACGUUUUAAAAAAGGUAUAAUUAAUAAGAACAUUACGACAAAGUAUUUUUGUAUUUUAUUACUGUAAAUUGUUGCUAAAUGUUUCCUAUUGUUAUAUUUGUAAAUAUUUGAAAAUGUAUAUUCGCUUCGUCAAAUUUUACAUUAUUUAUUGUAUAGUAUUAUUUUUGUCUAACAGAAAAAAAUAGUUACUCUCGUGACGUACGUAUCGAUUUUUACUCGUAUUUAUUUUUUUUCCACAAAUUUUCAUAGCUGUGAUUUUUAAAAGUUUUUUUUUCUGACAACAUUUUUUUUUUCCAUUUUUUUAGAACAUUUUAUUUAAUUGUUUAAUUUAUUAAUUUUUUUUUACGUUUUACCCGUAUUUAUAAACAUUAUUAUCGACAAGUUUAUACGAAUGUAGUUCAUUCAUUAAGUAUAUUUACAAUAAUUUUAAUGUGUUCAACAUUAUUUGUAUCAUUUUACAGAGCUAGAACAUAGAUCUUGUACGUUUUUUAUCUUUUAAUAUUUUUGUUGUAAAUUAUUAUUCGAUUGUACUAACACAUUUUUUAAAACUAUACACUGACUGCUAAAAUACAUAAUGUUCAUAGAUUAACUUUUUAAUAAAAUAUUUUUUAUAAUGUA